This is a messenger RNA of Necator americanus (New World hookworm), 2496 nucleotides long. RefSeq lists its product as uncharacterized. Gene Ontology annotation, cellular component: plasma membrane. Gene Ontology annotation, molecular function: serine-type peptidase activity; dipeptidyl-peptidase activity. The transcript has 24 exons. The record is from RefSeq and is a predicted model, not a curated record. The coding region runs from base 1 to 2496 and encodes 831 amino acids. Lineage: Eukaryota; Metazoa; Nematoda; Chromadorea; Rhabditida; Ancylostomatidae. Gene Ontology annotation, biological process: proteolysis.
AUGAUGUCGUCGUUAGCGAUGUUUAUACUGAUGACAGCGUCGUAUCCUCAAGAACUCACACAGAACACCUCGAACGACCGUGGUCGUUCGCGUAAACUCGUCCGGCUACUGAUAGCAGCGUUUUUCGUAGCGACUAUUAUACUGAUUGUCGUCUCCAUAACAUUACUUCUUACUCAAGAGCCAGUAAAUCUUAAUGGAUCAGCAACGCCAACAUCGUCAGAUGGUAAUGAAACUACCAGUAGAUUACAAUUUCGGCGGCGUCCAAGCUACCGAAAAUUCACUUUCGAAGAUCUCUUCUCGGGCAAGGUCUUUCUCAAAGAUUCAUACACCACUGGCUGGACACGCAACGGUGGUCUUAUUCAAACGAAGGAUGAAUAUCUUGGGGGCACUACGGUAGCAACGGUUAUCCAUCCUGGUACUUUUAACGCUGUGGACUAUCUGUCCGACUCUUCUCUCAUGCAUUCAUUAUCGUCCAAUAAUAAAUAUGCGUUUGUAACGAAGAAUAUUAAACAGAUUUUCCGUCAUUCCAAUGAAGAAUUAUACGAGAUUAGACGUAUGAUGAACGGUACACCAUCCGAGCAAACCUUCGCCGUAGGGCCACAGGGAAAUGGAUUUGAACCGGCCCUCGCCUUCACGUGGAACCCGAAUCCCAACAGAAAUGAUUUCGUUUUCGUCCAUGAGUACAACAUCUACUACCAAAUGGAUCCGGAAAAGCUCGGAAGUGCUAAACAGCUAACAAAAGACGGAAGUUACUUGUUGCGCUAUGGAGUGCCGGAUUGGCUUUAUGAAGAGGAGAUUCUCUCUUCUGGAACGGCGAUUUGGUGGUCGGAUUCGGGGCAGUAUUUAGCAUAUAUCAGAUUUGAUGACCGCUCUGUAAAUCGAAUUUACAUUCCAAAGUACAUAAGAGGCUCUCAAUAUCCACAGUACACGGAGAUCCCAUACCCUAAAGCGGGAGUUGAAGAAAAUCCACUGGUAAGGCUAUACAUAUGGAAAGUGGGGACCAACAAAACAGUGAUUGCUGAGCCCCCAGCUGAGCUGACCAAAGGGAACCAAUCUUAUUAUAUCUUUUCGAAUGCUUGGAUUAAGAUUCCAACAGAGAUAUCACAAAGUCUCGGACAUGAGCGAUUGGUAACAGUGUGGGCUACUCGAGAGCAAAAUGUCAUCUACAUCACACUUUGCAAUGAAAACGAUUGCGUCCUGACUCAUGUUCAAUCGUUCACCAUCAACGGGAGCAGUAUGUGGGCGGAACCGGCGGAUUUCAAGAACGUCUUCGCCUCAAGAUCCGGAUUCUUCUUGAUUCUUCCACGUGCUUACAACGACGGAAACGUCUACAAUCACAUCGCUCACAUGCAAAUUUUGAAAAAUGGUAGUGGUCGAAUUACUGCUUGGCAUGGCGGUGCUUACGAUAUCCGUGAGAUAAAGGGUUACGAUGUGACGUCAGAUGUCCUCACAUUUACAUCAGUUGGAGGAGGUCUAGGCACUAUGCAUCUUUAUAGAGUCUCAAAAGCUAUUUCGACGAAUCGGUCGUCCAUAGUGGCGAUAUCCUCAUUCGUUCCUGACUGUGAUUACAGUGCUCAUGAGGUGUCUCCAGACGGUAAACGAGCAGUAAUAAGCUGCAUAAAACCAUUCCAGAAUACUAAAAUGUAUUUAAUGGAUGUGGAGAAACCAAGCAACAAUAAACUUCUGGAAGGCGCAGAGGACGCUAUCAUUCCAUUUGACCUUCCAGAACUUUCAUAUGAAAUCGUGAAAUUGCCAUCUGGAUAUGAAGUACACAUUGGUAUGAUGAAACCGCCAAAAUUUGAUCCGAAUUUGAAAUAUCCGCUACUUAUUGACGUUUAUGGUGGACCCAAUAGCUGUAAAGUUCGUCGAGCAACCCCAAAUCCCAACAUGAUUCAUUUCUGUUCGACUCUGGGAGCAAUCGUUGUGUGGAUUGAUGGGCGCGGAGCUUCAAAUCGAGGAUGGAAUUUAAAAGCACCAGUGUACAAAGCUCUUGGACAAUUCGAAACUAUUGACACUAUUGAUGCAGUGAAAUACCUCACCUCCAAGUACCCUUUCAUCGAUAAUGAACAAGUGGCUGUUUUUGGAUGGUCAUAUGGAGGAUUCCUAAGUACUCACAUUGCAAUGCGAGAUCAAGGUGAAACAUUCAAAUGUGCGGUAGCUGUAGCACCAGUUGUCGAUUUUAUGCUAUAUGAUAGCGCAUACACUGAGAGAUAUCUCGGAAUCCCAUUUGAAAAUCCUGCGGGAUACAAUGCUAGUCAAUUACUGAGUAAAGUUGGUCUCCUUAAAAAUGUCAACUACAUGCUCGCUCAUGGAGAAGCUGACGACAACGUUCAUUUUCAAAAUAGCGCUCUAUUGGCGGAAAUGUUGCAAGCAGAACUUGUCCAUUUCAAGCAGCUAGUGUACAGUAAUCAGGAUCAUAGUAUGGGCUCUCGACAAGCCCACCUUUUCAUGGAAAUCGGCCGUUUCCUUAGUGAAGAAUGCUUUAUCGAGGACUGA